Messenger RNA from Magallana angulata, 1395 nucleotides. Its product is annotated as glyoxylate reductase/hydroxypyruvate reductase-like. Bases 161 to 1144 code for a protein of 327 amino acids. The record is from RefSeq and is a predicted model, not a curated record. Gene Ontology annotation, cellular component: cytosol. NCBI's taxonomy places the organism in Eukaryota, Metazoa, Mollusca, Bivalvia, Ostreida, Ostreidae. The transcript has 4 exons. Gene Ontology annotation, molecular function: NAD binding; hydroxypyruvate reductase [NAD(P)H] activity; hydroxypyruvate reductase (NADH) activity.
ACCAACACGAUCGCAUUUCGGAUUUACAAGUUUACAUGUCUGGAUUUUUGAACACGAUUACCCUCCAUAAGCAUAAGCAUACCUUUAGUAUUCAUGAAAAUUACGACGUUCGGGAAUAAGAAGAAAACUAAAGAAGUUUAUUCUGUUAUAGAACUAGGCCAUGAACCAACUGUUUAAAGUGUUUGUGACGCGAAGAAUCCCCGACCCUGGGACGCAAAUUUUGACGCCGAGCUGCGACGUAACUUUUUGGGAGAGUGAUGACGCCAUACCAAGAGAAGACCUCUUGAAAAAUGUGAAGGGUGUGGAUGCUAUUUUGUGCAUGCUGACCGACAAAAUUGACAGAGAAGUGUUGGAACGAGCAGGGCCCCAGCUCCAGGUGGUGUCGACGAUGUCGGUAGGUUACGAGCAUAUCGACCUCCAGGCCUGUCAGGAGAGGGGUGUGUCGGUCACAAACACCCCCAACGUAUCGACGGACAGCGUGGCGGAGCUGACAGUGUCACUGGUCCUGCUCACCGCCCGCAGGCUCCUGGAAGGUGCAUAUGCGGUGAAAAAUGGCGAAUGGGGGAAAUGGAAACCUAUGUGGCUCUAUGGAGUUGAGAUGAAGAAACGAACAUUUGGAAUAAUGGGUCUCGGUCGUAUUGGUUAUGGAGUAGCGAAAAGAAUUAAACCGUUUGGAGUCGAAAGGAUCAUUUAUCACGAUGUUCAGAAACUAAGCUUUGCUUCGGACUUUGGAGGCGAGUAUGUUGAAUUUGAGGAUCUUGUCAAAGAGUCGGACAUCCUGUGUAUAUGUUGCAAUAUGAACCCCCAAACGAGGCAUUUGUUUAACAAGAAAACGUUUCAGAAGAUGAAAACAACUGCCAUUAUUAUAAAUACCGGAAGAGGGGGAAUCAUCAACCAUGAUGAUCUCUACGAAGCCUUGACAUCCCAUCAAAUUGCUGCUGCCGGGCUUGACGUCACAGAACCAGAACCACUUCCUAUGAACCACCCAUUACUCACCUUGAAUAAUUGCGUCAUACUUCCACACAUGGGGAGCAAUACAUGGGAGUCAAGAAACCGCAUGGCAGAAAUUGCGGCUGAAAAUAUCAUAAGUGUACUGAACAAGGGUCGUCCGAAAGGGGAGGUGCUACGACGGAUUGAAGCAUAGUUUUUGACGGUUUUUUUAAUAAUAAUCUAUUGCAAUAUACUCUUUUUACAUUAUUUUUUUUACAAUCUCUAAUGUUAACUUAUUAUAACUGUGUGUAUCUUGUUUUGCUUGUUUUUAAAAAUAUAUGAAUAAUAAAUGAUUUCAAAAUAUGAUAUUAAUACAUCAAUAAAAAAUUAUAUGCAUGAAUUUUAUGGAAGCCUAUUAGUAUCAUUUAUGUAACUGAAAAUGAAAAGAUAUUCUUUUUAUCGUCU